Messenger RNA from Ambispora leptoticha, 1173 nucleotides. Lineage: Eukaryota; Fungi; Glomeromycota; Glomeromycetes; Archaeosporales; Ambisporaceae. The record is from the annotation of a GenBank genome assembly.
AUGGUUAAUUCACUAACUGGUACUACUAGUAUUAAAGACAUUCAUCAGAAAGCAAAAUUUCUAAGUGAAUUAGAGAAAAUUAAAGUUGGAGGUUUAGAAAGUUUACAACUUGUUAUUUACCAAAAAAAUUUUUCUUCUCAGGCUGAUUUAUUAGAGAAAAUUAAUUUCGCUAGUAGUUUAGUGGUUAAUGGUCAAUUAAGCCUUACCCCUGAGCGAGAACAAAUUUGUGAAUUAAGGGUUUCUGAAAUAGAAUUCAUUAACUCGAAUGCUGAGGAUUAUCCUCUACAAAAAAAGAGUAUUCCCUUAGAAGUAGUUAGGGAUUACCCUCAUUUAAGAGCCAAAACUAACUAUUUUUUAGUAAUCUUUCGUUUAAGGAAUUCAAUUAGUAAAGCCAUUCACGAAUUUUUUAAUCAAGAAGGAUUCUACUACAUUUCCACUCCAAUUAUCACUAGCAAUGAUGCAGAAGGGGCAGGAGAACUUUUUAACCUCACUACUAGCAAAAAGGACCUAUUUUUUUCUAAACCUGCUAAAUUAACUGUUAGUGGACAAUUACAGGCUGAAGCAUUAGUUCAAGGAUUAGAGUCAGAAAUGGUUUUCACUGAUUUAAAAGGAAUAAUUAGAUUAGCAGAAAAAAUGAUAAAAUAUGUGACGAAUUAUGUUCUAAACAACAAUAGUGCUGAAUUAAAAUAUUUAGAAAAUUAUGAUGAGAAAAACGAAAAAAAAAUAAUUGGCAAAUUAAAAAAACUUGCCGAUGAAAGUUUCAAAAAAAUUGACUACGGAGAAAGAAUGGACCUUCAGUCUGAGCACGAAAAAUUUCUUUGCCAGCAUUUCAAUAAUAGCCCGGUUUUUAUCACUAAUUACCCAACUAAUCUAAAGGCUUUUUACAUGAAAAACAAUCCAAACGGUAAAACAGUUUCUUGUUUUGAUUUAUUGCUUCCAGAAGUUGGCGAAUUAGUUGGUGGCAGCAUGCGAGAGGAUAAUUAUAGAAUCUUGCGCGAUAAAGCUCAAAAAAUAGGGCUAGAUAUUAAUAAUUUAAAUUGGUAUUUUGAUUUACGAAAAUAUGGUUAUGCUCCUAGUGGCGGGUUUGGUUUAGGCUUAGAAAGAUUAAUCAUGUUUAUUAGUGGCACUGAGAAUAUUCGAGACACAAUUGCUUUUCCUCGCUGUUCUUCUUAG